Mesorhabditis belari is the source of this 594-nucleotide messenger RNA. The record is from the annotation of a GenBank genome assembly. Lineage: Eukaryota; Metazoa; Nematoda; Chromadorea; Rhabditida; Rhabditidae.
AUGGAAGUGAUCACCAUUCACGUGCACGAUCGACACCGCGAAAUUUUGGCUCACAGACCACCCCGAGCACCUCAUCGAAUUUCGGCCGUGUCGAUUCAAGGAGACACAAUCGUCAUUCAGCGGGUCGCUCAAAUGCAACACUUUCUGAAGAAGAGCCACCACAAUCAUCGGAAAAGAAAAAGAAAAAGCGCGGCUUCUUCUCGUUUAUUCGAAAAAGUAAAAAAGAUAGACACAAGGAGACAUAGAAACACCAAAGCCUCAACGGAUUGUCACCACUGUUUGAUAUCAAAGCCAUUCAAGAACUUUCUCCUAGAAUUUCAUUUUAAUAAAUUGAUGCAAAUGCAUCAACAAAGCGGCAAAGUCACUUUGGAGAGUAAAGAGAAAUUGCCGAGCAAAUUGUACGAUGUGGUCUGUGAUGCAAAUCUUCUCGUCUCUCACAUUCAAGCGGCUAGUGGGAGUAAUGAGAUGCUCGGCACGGCCACAAAGCAAUUCGUCGCACAGGAGAACACGAUCGAAUGCACUGCUCAAGCUAUUGAUCGCCUGAACAAAUUGGUGGACGACCUCGAUGAUGCUCUGCCGUUCCCAUCAGAAAUG